Messenger RNA from Thelazia callipaeda (thelaziosis nematode), 393 nucleotides. Lineage: Eukaryota; Metazoa; Nematoda; Chromadorea; Rhabditida; Thelaziidae. The record is from the annotation of a GenBank genome assembly.
AUGGAAAGUCAGGCAGUGCAAGUGGACAAAAUUCUGUACAUUAGUGGUUCGUUGGGACUGGUACCUGAAACAGGUGAUUUUGCUGGUGCAAGCAUAAAAGAACAGACAGAACAAACUUUGAAAAAUAUCGGUGCUAUUCUUGAAGCUGCUGGCUGUGAUUAUAGUAGCGGCAAGUUUGAAAGCUAUGUUCACAAAAAUUUAGUCAAAAAUAGUAUGGUGAAAACCACUGUAUUAUUGGCAGACAUGACGGAUUUCGAUGUCAUGAAUAAUGUUUAUAAACAAUAUUUUUGCAAGGAUUUUCCGGCUCGUGUCACCUAUCAGGUGGCGGCUCUACCUAAAAAUGCUCGUGUAGAAAUCGAAGCAAUUGCUGUGAUUGAUGAUGCAAGAGUAUAA